Brassicogethes aeneus is the source of this 2772-nucleotide messenger RNA. NCBI's taxonomy places the organism in Eukaryota, Metazoa, Arthropoda, Insecta, Coleoptera, Nitidulidae. The record is from the annotation of a GenBank genome assembly.
AUGGGACGUCUUAUUCAGUAUCAAAGAGACUUGAUGAUAGGAGAAAUUUAUCAGAUUGCUUACAUCAUAAUAAAGGCUGCCAACUCGCCAAGACCUGGCUUGUGGAUGUUGGAGAAAUCCCUGGAUGGGAUCUACUUCGAACCGUGGCAAUACUACGCUAGAAACGAUAAGGAGUGUCUGGAAAGGUUUGGGAUAGCUGCCACGAAAGGAAAACCCCAUUUUUUUACAGACAGCGAGGUUAUUUGUACCUCUUUCUAUUCAAGACUAACACCAACCGAGAAUGGGGAGAUUCACACAUCCUUGAUACAUGGACGUCCAGGGGCUAAUGAAUCUAGUCCAGAACUCCAGGAGUUCACUAAAGCUAGAUAUGUGAGGAUAAGGCUUAUGGGUUUGAGGGGUACCUUGGAGCCCAUACCCAGGUGGUUUAUGCAGGAUAUUUGGAGGGACAAACGGCUGUAUUACUCCAUCAGGGAUAUCAGUAUAGGAGGGCAAUGCGUAUGCAAUGGACAUGCUGAAAACUGUAGGCACAACGUGGCAUCAGGGCACCCCGAAUGCGAAUGCAGCCACCACACGUGCGGGCCCAACUGCGACCGGUGCUGCCCUCUGUACAAUCAACGUCAAUGGGCCCCCGGCACGUCCAGGGACGGGCACCGGUGCCUGCCCUGCAACUGCCAUGGGCACUCCGCGAGCUGCCACUACGACCAGGACGUCGACAGGGCCGGACUCAGCCUCGACGUACACGGGAACUACCAGGGCGGGGGCGUAUGCGACAACUGCACCAGUUUCACAUCAGGUCUGAACUGCGAGCAAUGCGUGGACGGUUACUACCGUCCUGCGGGCGUCCUGCCCGACGCGGAAUCGCCCUGCGUGAGAUGCGACUGCGAUCCCACAGGAUCCACAGGUUCGUGCGCGCAGCAGGGCGACGCAGCAGGAGCGUGCGACUGCAAAAUCGGCUACGCAGGCGAAAAGUGCGAUAGGUGCGACGCGGGGUACAGAGGGUACCCGAACUGCGAGUUGUGCCCGUGCGAUCCCAAGGGGGUUUGGGAGAUGGGAGAUUGCGAGGGGGAGUGCGUUUGCAAGGCGAACGUGGAAGGAAAGUACUGCGACCGAUGCAAAUCGGGAUUCUUCGCUCUCGACGAGUUCAACGAAGCCGGCUGCUCGAACUGCUUCUGUUCCGGCGUCACGACGCUCUGCGAGUCCGCCAUAAUAACAUCGAAACAGGUGCAAGUUUUGAAGGAAUGGUUCAUUACUGACUUAAGAGCAACCGAGUUUAUAAAACCGGUUUACAGCGAAGAAAGAGUUUUUUCUGUGGGAAAUUAUGAAUUGCCCGGUAUUGAAUCUUUGUAUUGGCUUGCCCCCAAGGAUUAUUUGGGAAAUGUACUGGAGGCCUAUAAUGGACAUCUAAGGUUUAAAGUACAAUGGGUGGUAAUGAGAGGUGACACAAGUGGCGAAGCCACAUUCGGCCCAAACGUAAUUUUAGUGGGCGAAAAUGGGCUUCAAAUAGCCUUCGGUGACGACAUAUACCACACUAGUUCCAUGUCGUUCGACAUAAAACUAAACGAAAUCGGUUGGUACCACUUGCCAGCAAACCUAAUGGACAUAACAAUAAGGAUGAAACCAAACGUAUAUAAAGGAGCUUCAGUGACAAGAAACGAAUUUUUAUCGGUUUUAAUGAACGUCAAAAGGGUUUUACUUCGAAGUUCAUUCCAUACAGAUCAAAUAGAAGCAUUAUUAGAGGAAGCAAUUUUGGAUAUUGGAGUAGAUGUAGACAAAUACGGUUUCGGAGGCGUGGAAAAGUGCUCUUGUCCAUCAGGAUAUUCCGGCCUCUCGUGCGAGAAAUGCUCGUUCGGCUACGUGCGAAUUUUCGCGAACGACAGCGGCGUGGAGCAGGGUUUUUGCGGCAAGUGCGACUGCAACGGGCACUCGGAGACUUGCGACGCCGGCACCGGCGAGUGUUUCUGCCGUCACAACACGAUCGGGGAGAAAUGCGAGCGGUGCGCCGCCGGUUUUUACGGGAAUCCCCUGCACGGUACCAAGGACAGCUGCAAAAGGUGUGCUUGUCCUUUGGAGAACGAGGAAAACAAUUUUUCCCCCAGCUGUCAGCUGGAUUAUUUGGACGAAAAAGAGAGCUACGUUUGCACUCAGUGCCCGAAAGGAUAUACAGGAGAUCACUGUGAAAUAUGCGACGAUGGUUAUUUCGGCAACCCCCUGGAAAAAGGCAACAAGUGUCAGCUCUGCGAUUGCAAUGGAGGACCAUGCGACAGAUCCACAGGACAAUGUUUGAACUGCAAAGGAAACACCGAAGGCUGGAAAUGUGAAAAAUGCAAACCCGAUCACUAUGGGGACCCUAAAAACCUAACCUGCAAAGCCUGCGAGUGCGAUCCAAUAGGUUCAAAGUUCAAACAGUGUGACAAUGUGACAGGACAGUGCCAGUGCAAGGAAAAAUUCAUGGGGAGAACUUGUGAUAAAUGCGAGAUUGGUUACGGCAAUGUUACCGGUCUCUGCGCUCCAUGCCAGUGCAACCCGACGGGGUCAAAAUCGGAAAUAUGCGACCCCCAUACGGGAAUUUGCGAUUGUAGACCUGGAGUCGAUGGUUUUCAUUGCGAUGCAUGUCAAAACAUGUACUACGGUUUUUCCAAAGACGGAUGCACUGGACGAUUUUUUAAUAACACAGCAUUGGCAACCCAGUAUACUAAGCUGUAUAAUCGGUUGCCUAACUUAAGAACUUACUUAAGUAAUAUUACUCAGCGUCGGGCGCCACAAAUAAAAUAA